AUGAAGUUGCCGAAUGGUCAAAUGCUGCGCCAUCUUUCGACAGCAGCUCACAAUCAUUCGAGGUAAGAUUUUAUAAUUUUGAAAUGAAUAAAACAAAAAAUUUAGCGUGGGGUUGUGUGGUCCGGCUGUGAAGUUACUUAUCAUAAAAUAUGGCUUGGAGAACCGGCAGAUAAAAGGAACUGGUCCAAAAAACAACAUUCUGAAGAAUGAUAUUUUGGAAUUGGUGCAAAAAGAGAAACUUCAACCAGUUUUUCACACAGUUUCUCCACCAGCAGCAGUAGCAACAAAACCAGCAGAAACACCAAAGAAGGCGAAUAAUAAUCGAAGUCUUCGUCAUCACGAAGAUAUUCCACUCACCAAUAUUCGAUCUGUGAUUGCAAAACGAUUGACCGCUUCAAAACAACAAAUCCCUCAUGAAUAUCAAGGAAUUGAUGUGCGAAUCGAUAAUUUGUUAGCUUUGCGAAGGCAAUUAAAAUCGACUGGAAUUGUUCUAUCUCUAAAUGAUUUUAUAAUUAAAGCAGCUGCAUUGGCAUUGCGAUCAGUUCCAGAAAUAAAUGUGCGCUGGACGCCUGAAGGAAUUGUUCGUCUCGCAAAAGUUGAUGUCUCUGUUGCAGUCGCAACACCAACCGGUUUGAUCACACCAAUUGUAAAUAAUGCUGAUAUUCUUGGCGUUGCUGCCAUUUCUAACAAAGUGAAAGAAUUAUCCGGUUUGGCGAAAGAGAGCAAAUUGAAACCACACCAAUUUCAAGGCGGAUCUUUUACGAUUUCCAAUUUGGGAAUGUUUGGAAGUGUUUCGAAUUUCACAGCAAUCAUUAAUCCACCACAAUGUGCAAUUUUGACAAUUGGAGGUGGAAGAACCGAAGUUGUAUCAAUUGAUGGACAAUUGCAAACACAACAACUGUAAGGGGAUUUUGAAAAUAUAGUAAAAUCUAGAAAAAUUAAUUAUAUUUUUUUUUGCAGAAUGGGUGUGAAUCUAUGCUUCGAUGGCCGUGCAAUCGACGAAUUUUCCGCCAAAAAAUUCCUUCUUCAUUUCUCCGAAUCAUUAUCCGAUCCAGAUUUGUUGGUCGCUGAACCAAUUGCACCAGAACUAGACUUUGAUUUCUCGAGAUUGUUAUAA
Molecule: messenger RNA, 1117 nt
Organism: Caenorhabditis angaria
Lineage: Eukaryota; Metazoa; Nematoda; Chromadorea; Rhabditida; Rhabditidae
Source: the annotation of a GenBank genome assembly